Molecule: messenger RNA, 1070 nt
Organism: Nannochloropsis gaditana CCMP526
Gene: PEX7
Product: peroxin-7
Exons: 4
Biological process (GO): protein import into peroxisome matrix
Cellular component (GO): peroxisomal matrix; cytosol
Molecular function (GO): protein binding
Source: RefSeq, a predicted model, not a curated record
ACAGGCACCGUCCAAAUCGUGGUCUGAAAUGGCGGCAUUAGCGACGUGCUUCAGGUUUUAUCAACUCUGCCUUGCUGACCAACGCUGCAGUUCGUCACGCUGAAACUUCAACACGCAGGGGAAGGGUGUCGGCAGAGGCUAUUGAAACCUACGAGUUGACACUCACGUAGUCCAGACUGUUCAUUCGCGUCAUGCCAUGAAGCGAGAAUCCUUCCAUGCAGCGAACACUGGGGGUGGUGGGUUGGGAGGUCCCAUACCCGAUGCGGUUUUCCAAACACAGUUUCAAUGCUGUUCGUCCCUUUCAGGAAGCCCGCUUAGCUGUGGCUACUGCUCAAUAUUUCGGCAUAAUCGGGAAUGGCCGACAACACAUCUUAGAGAUAGGCCCAGACGGAAAUUUAAGGGAAAUUCGUAGCUUUUUAACGCAGGAAGGCUUGUACGACUGCUGUUGGAGCGAGGCGAAUCAAAAUCAACUUGUCUCCGCCUCGGCCGAUGGAAGCUUGAAGCUGUGGGACGUGAUGACUUCGGAUGGCUAUCCAGUCGCUCACUGGCAGGAACACUCGGCGGAAGUCUCCUCCGUCCACUGGAACCAGGUCGUUAAAACCAACUUCCUCUCUGCCUCCUGGGACGGCAGCAUCAAACUCUGGGACCCGCACCACCCCACGUCUCUCUCCACCUAUUGCGGACACACCGGGUGUGUCUAUGCGGGAAUCCACUCUCCCCGGCAUCCGCACCGUUUCCUGUCUUGUGGCACCGACGGGAGCCUGCGUAUCUGGGAUACAAAGCUACCUCCCUCCCACGCCACCUCCUUGGGCCUGGGUCGGGCGGAGGGAGGGGCGGUGCAGGUCGUGCGAGCGCACGAGGGCGAGGUCCUGAGUGCGGACUGGGACAAGUACCAGGACUUCCUCGUUUACACCGGGGGGGUGGAUCGAUCCAUCAAAAUAUGGGAUUUAAGGCGCCCGUCCCUGCCCCUCGGCUUCUUGCACGGCCACGGGUACGCGGUGCGGAGGCUCAAGACCUCGCCCCACCAGGAGGGAGUCCUGGGCUCCGUCUCCUACGACAUGUCCUGCCGG